UUAUCUCCUCAAACUGAUUUGAGAAAGCACGACCACAAAUCUGGAUAUCCAAGAGUGAAUAACUUCAGAGGAUUGGCGGCAACGUUUUGACGUUUGAAGUUGACUUUUCGUUUUAUCGCGUGGCAUCAGCUGAAGAUCUGAUACUUUACUGAUUCAUCGGUUGGUUCUCGUUAGGGUCUUUGAACAAGUGCUCCGUGCAACCGUUUCUUGCGUGCAGAGAGCCCGGAGAUAUGACCGCCUUAGUGGGGGGCAUUUCCAGGAUGAUGCGCCCCACGCCACCCCAAAACUAUCCGAGAGCAGGCUACUCCUUGGAGGUCUCCACGCCUUUAGGCCAGGGCCGCGUGAACCAGCUCGGUGGAGUCUUCAUUAACGGACGGCCUCUGCCCAAUCACAUCCGCCACAAGAUAGUAGAGAUGGCCCAUCACGGAAUUCGACCGUGUGUCAUCUCCCGACAGCUGCGUGUUUCGCACGGAUGCGUGUCCAAAAUUUUAUGCAGGUACCAGGAGACCGGAUCCAUUCGGCCCGGCGCUAUUGGCGGCAGCAAACCCAAGCAGAGCACAACUCCCGAUGUGGAAAAGAAAAUCGAAGAAUACAAAAGGGAGAAUCCAGGGAUGUUCAGCUGGGAGAUCCGGGAUAAACUGCUGAAAGACGGAAUCUGCGACCGAAAUAACGUUCCCACAGUAAGUUCCAUCAGCCGCAUGUUGCGCUGUAAAUUUGGUGGAAAUGGAGAUGAAGAUGAGGAUGAUGAUGAAGUCGAAAAAAGGGAGAUCGAGGAAAACGAAAGAAGGGCCAAACACAGCAUCGACGGGAUUCUUGGUGACAGAUCAAGCCAUUCAGACGAGGGCUCUGAUGUGGACUCGGAACCGGGUUUGCCACUUAAGAGGAAACAGCGGCGCAGUCGGACCACGUUCACGGCCGAGCAGCUGGAAGAGUUGGAGAGGGCAUUUGAACGCACACACUACCCUGAUAUAUACACAAGAGAAGAGCUCGCUCAGAGAGCUAAACUCACCGAGGCACGAGUACAGGUGUGGUUCAGUAAUAGAAGAGCUCGUUGGAGAAAGCAGGCAGGAGCCAAUCAGCUGAUGGCAUUUAAUCAUCUGAUACCUGGUGGUUUCCCACCAUCCGCGAUGUCAAGUCUUCAACAGUAUCAGCUGGCAGACAGCCCAUACCCUCCCUCCUCGAUUUCACAAGUUUCUGAGCAGCCUAGCACAGUGCACCGACCUCAGCCUCUUCCCCCAACCUCGGUGCAUCAGACUGGGCUUGGCAGCGGACCGGGGGUCCAGGAGGGAAGUUCGGCCUACUGCCUCUCCUCGGGACGUCAUGGCUUCUCUGGUUACUCAGACGGCUAUGUGACCGCAUCAGGCCAUGCAAACUCAGUUAACCCCACCAUCAGCAAUGGCCUCCCAUCACAGGUUAUGGGUCUGUUGAAUCCAGGCGGAGUGCCCCACCAGCCGCAGAGUGACUUUGCUCUCUCUCCAUUGACGGGUGGUUUGGAGCCCAGCACGGGCAUGGCUCCCAGCUGCCACUCCUCUCAGAGACUGGAGGCUCUGUCAGGCCUGCCCAGCAUGCCAGCUCUGCCGAGCUCCCAGUCCUACUGCCCCUCCAGCUACAGUUCAUCCGGGUACAGCGUGGACCACGUGGCAUCUUAUCAGUACAGCCAAUAUGGGCAGAGCAAGGUGCCUUUCAUUAUCUGAAGCCCACCAUUGACUGACUGAAUGAAGACAGACAGAAAGGAGAGGACGAGAACUCUGGAUGGUCUGACCGUAAACUCUUGCACUUGAGCUCUCCUUCACCUCUCGAUUGAGUGACCAAAUGGACCAUCCAUCCAGCCCUCUCCUCACUGGCUCUCCGACAAAAGAGCUCCUAGGAAAUGACAGUCCUCUCUGAUGCAUCUGAGUCCAAAGUGCAACUGAACGGAUCGGGAGUUGUUUUCAAGAAAGGGAUUGUGGGUAGGGUUGGGUUGGAUUUAGGACCACGACUGAAGUAGGUGUGGAAAGGUUAGUUUGAUGUUGUGUGGCCAGCUUUUACUUUAUUUCCAUUCCGUUCUGGAGUACUGCCUCACACGUUGACGACACUUAAUGCCUCUUUCCUAAAGAACGUCAAGCCAUUGAACAUGAGGACAAAAGGGAAGACUGAAGGACAAAUAAAUAAAUCAAAGACUGUGCAUAUUAACAGCAUUGAAUGGCAGGGAAGAGUGUGGUGCCAUACUCUGUUAACAUCUGUCCGCUGAUGGACGCACUUUAGUGGCUGGUUUCCAUUGUGACGCAACUUGACAUUAAUGACUCUGGUUGUGGCAUAAUAACAUGACAACAUGAUCGCAUAAUGUUGUUUUGUUUCUGAUAUAUAUAGGCAAUAAGGGCUCAAAAAAGACAGACAUGCCAAUUUUUUAAUUUUGCAUUUUUAAAGAAAUAACUUAAAGGUGAAGUGUGUAAUUUUUAGUAGAAGUUAAAAUACUGUCUCCUGUACCAGCUUAAUAUGCAGAGAGAACUAUAAGGGGCCAUUCACUCUGAAUGCGUUUUUGUGUCCAUCUGCGCUGUUUUUUAAAUUGUUUUCCUAUGUAAACAUGCUAACAUUUCUUGCUGUUUUUACAGCGCAUCAUGCAGGGGUGCCAUGUUUUGUAGACACCAUGUCAAGUUAAAAAGAACUUCAACUUUUAAAAAUAGUCUAGAUUUAUAUUCGUUGAAUGGUUUUAUUUAUUUAUUUUUUUAAGAAAGAAGUGUGUGGUCUGAACAGCCCCUAAGAAGGCCAUUUGUAGGUUGAAUACCCCUAAAAAAAAAAUAAAAAAAAAAGUGUAAACAUUGUGGCCCUGUGGGAUCUUUAAAGGUGCUAUAUGUAAGAUUGACAACAAGCGUUUGAAAUGGGUACUGCAGUCCAAAUUCAAAAUAUUGGAGAGUUGUCUGCCCCGCCCCAGACUCGAAGCUCAUGCGAGUUGCCAGAAUUUUGACUUGCAAAUUAGCUAACUGUGCAUCCAUUUUAAAGGAUUUCUAGGCUUUAAGCUGUCUCCAUUUUCCAAAGGCAUCUCCGAUAUUUAUCCUUGUUUUACUACGCCUCUGGUCAUUGUGGUUUCUUGAAGAAUGGCGAGGCUUUUUAGGUUGGGUGGAAUCGGUUAUCUCUUAUGCAGUUCGUUUGCUGGCUUCCAUGGCUGCAGCAUGCAGUGUUGUUUGCCUGCAAACUUGUUCAAAUCUGGCAACUUGGCGGUGUCGAAAUACUAUUGGUGAGUGGGCAGUGGACGGGAUCACACAGGCCAAAACAUAAACAGAAAUUCCGGCCUGGAAUGGAAACUUCAAAGUAGAAUAUACUGGCUGUAGCAUUGUUAUCGGAGAAGCCAGUAUUUCAACUUAGCAUGUUUCCUAAUUCUCUAAUGAAAUAUCAUGGUCAUUUUAUGAUUUAGUACAGUAAAAAUAUUACAUAUAUCACCUUUAAAACAUUGCUCUGUGUUUGAGAAUAUCGAUCAGUCUAAGACGGCAACAUUGGCUCAACCAAUGGCGUGAGUUUGGGGCGGGACUAUCCGUUUUUCAGACUAAUGGCAAAUGGGCGGAGUGUUUUCACGAGAAAGCUGUUAAAAACAUUGGUAACAGUUUACAAUAAGGUUCCAUUUGUUAACUUUAGUUAACAACAUUAGUUAACAUGAACUUACAAUGAGCAAUACUUUAACAGCAUUUAUUAAUCUUAGUUAAUGUUCAUUUGAACAUAUACUAACACAUUAGUUGUACUUAUUAGUUAAUGCACUAUGAACUAACAUGUAUUUUUAUGAACUAACAUUAACAAAGAUUAAUUAAUGCUGUAAAAAAAUAGAUUGUUAAUUGUUUGUUCAUGAUACCUAUUGCAUUUACUGAUGCUAACAAAUGAAACCUUGUUGUAAAGUGUUACCAAAACUUUCAUCAUUAUUUUUGCAGUUCCGUUUGGUGAUGCUAACAGCACAGAAAUUUCACACUUCACCUUUAAAUAAAAACUUAAAACACCAGAACAUUCAGCACAAAAGCACUCAGGUCCUCUUCAUGGAAAGAGAGAGAGAGAGACAUAGAGUGAUAAAGGGAGAGAGAGAGUGACCUGAGUGGAAUGCAGUGCACUCAAGUGUCCGAUGGCAUUUCAAUCAUGUUGAAGAGAUAGAGAAUGAAUGAGUGUCACCCUGUGUAGUGCAGUCUAUGUCAAUUCAGCAAGACAAACUCAUAUACUACCAGUUCAGCUGAACACACACAAUAUACCUUACUCAGAGACAGCGGCUUUGUUCAGAAUCUACUGUACCAUUUAUUGCAUAGGCCUACUGUCCAGUAUACAGUGCUGCAUACAAUUGUUUUAGUUGAAAUAGUAUGUGAAACAAUGCAUUAUGCAACGAUAAAUAUUUCAAAUACUGUGCAACAUUUAUGUCAUAUAUCCAAACUAUGUGGCAUGUUUAGAAUUUUCAAUGCAAUUCUCUGUACAAAUGUCUUAACUUUUGGCAGUCAGAUUAAAUAUUGAGUCAAGACAAAUAAUGUAAAACAUUUGAAGGAUAUUACUCCAUUUGCUACAAUGGAAAUGGAAGGUCAAGUCAAACGCAUUACAUUGUUUGAUGUAAUACUUCACGCAGUGUUAUAGUAAAUGUAGAAUUGGUCAUCUGGUUAUUCCAUGCAUACAGAAAAUUUGCAUACUGUGCAUAACAUAGUGCAUGCUGCAAAAAUAUUAGUAGUAUGGUAGUAUGCUAUUCUGAACAUAGCCAGAGACACACACACAACGAACCCAGUGAAAGUGCAAUACACACUCAAUACCUCAUAAACACUCACAGCUUAUCACUCGUUCACAAAUCUGAUCUGUUCUUAAACUCCAUGUUACGUUUAUGCUAUGUAUUCUUAUUUUUUCCAUGCAAGAAAAGUUCCAGAUGGUACAGCAUUUCAUAAUUAGUGUGUAUGCUCAUUUACGAUGGAUGCACGCAAAACUCAACUUUACUUCUACUCUGCAAGUUUAGAAAAGACUUGCUGCUGAGUGGGAACUAUUCUGUCUCUGCAACAAAACGCUCCUCUGUAUUUAGAUCAGGGGUUUCCAAUCCUGCUCCUGGAGGGCCAAUGUCCUGCAGAGUUUAACUCCAAUCUGGUCCAACACACCUGCCUGGAAGUUUCUAGUAAUCCUGAAGACCUUGAUUAGUUGGUUUAGGUGUGUUUAAUUGGGGUUUGAGCUAAACUCUGCAGGACAGUGGCUCUCCAGGAGCAGGACUGGGCACCCCUGAUUUAGAUCUUAAGAAUUGGAACAAUACUUUUUUACCUUGUUGUUUUUAUACUUUGUAUUUUGGUUCACGACUGCAUAUAAUUGUUGAUGGAUAAUGUGUCAAAUGCAGCACUAUUUACUAUUUAUAAGAAAAUAAAUAAAUUGCA
Myxocyprinus asiaticus (Chinese sucker) is the source of this 5345-nucleotide messenger RNA. RefSeq names its product paired box protein Pax-3-like. Gene Ontology annotation, biological process: anatomical structure development; regulation of transcription by RNA polymerase II. Bases 231 to 1694 code for a protein of 487 amino acids. Gene Ontology annotation, molecular function: RNA polymerase II cis-regulatory region sequence-specific DNA binding; DNA-binding transcription factor activity, RNA polymerase II-specific. The transcript is spliced from 9 exons. NCBI's taxonomy places the organism in Eukaryota, Metazoa, Chordata, Actinopteri, Cypriniformes, Catostomidae. The record is from RefSeq and is a predicted model, not a curated record.